Molecule: messenger RNA, 800 nt
Organism: Labrus mixtus (cuckoo wrasse)
Lineage: Eukaryota; Metazoa; Chordata; Actinopteri; Labriformes; Labridae
Product: cell death-inducing p53-target protein 1-like
Exons: 5
Coding region: 128-574 (148 amino acids)
Molecular function (GO): zinc ion binding
Source: RefSeq, a predicted model, not a curated record
GGAAUUCAGUGACUUCUCCAUCCUGCAUAGCAACGGUUGUCUUCUGGUUCUCACUGGGUGUCUGUCAGCUGGAGCAGAAGGAGGGAGCUCAACCUCUGAUGGGAAGUAACAAUAAGGAUUUCUGAAAAUGGAGAAAGGAUACCCACCACAGGAGUCAGCUCCACCGUACCCGGAGCCGCCUCUGAACUAUGGGGGCGCCAUGCCUCAGCCAGAGAUGUACCCACAGCCGGGGAUGUACCCACAGCCCGGAUUCUACCCAACAGCACCGCCCGCUGGAUACCAGGCCGGUGUUCCCUACGCUCCUCCUGCACCUGCAGCAACAGCCACUCACCUGGUUGUAACAGCGGGGCUUCAUGACAGCCCGGGACAAGCUUUGUGUCCGCACUGCCAGCAGACAGUGAUCACCGUGACGCAUCACACAGCGGGCCUGAUGACCUGGGGCAUCUGUGCCGGCCUCACCUUUUUUGGGUGUUUUCUCUGCUGUUUCCUCCCGUUCUGCAUUGAGUCCUGCAAAAACGUGGAGCAUCGCUGUCCGACCUGCCACAAAGUCAUCUACAUAUUCAAACGGUGCUGAACAUUACCUGAAUGGACCCACUUUUCUAUGGCCUUUUAAUAGCUUUACUUGUUUAUGCAAUGUUUUGAUAUUAAUCUAAUUGUUAAAAAAUGCACUUGUGACUAUGGAGCAUCAAACUGUGAGGACUUGAUGUCCGCAUUCAUGUUUGUAAUUCAUUAAACAAGAGAUGUAACCAAAAAAAGAUGCAAAGUAAAAAAACUCCAAAAAGAGAAAACGAGACCUUACU